AUGCUAACUGGAAAAUGGGAACAAGCACAGCAAGAACCACCAGCGUAUGAUGUCAUUAUUAUAGGAGCAGGAACAGCAGGAUUCAUAGUUGCAAAAAGACACUCAGAGAUCAGCGAAUGGAAUGUACUUUUAUUGGAAGCUGGAAGAAAGGACCCGAAAGCUGCCGAUAUACCAGGAUUCUGGAUAGAUAUUGAAAAAACUGACAUUGAUUGGAACCAUAAAACUCAAUCAGAACCAAGUGCACGUUCAUUUGAAAAAGGAUGUGUCUGGCCUCAUGGCAAAAUUCUGAAAGAAAAUCCCGUGUAUCAUCAAACUGGAGUAUAUUUAUCUGCAGAAAGGUUUCACUAUACCACAACAGAUGCAAAAACUAUUUAA
Messenger RNA from Belonocnema kinseyi, 375 nucleotides. Its product is annotated as glucose dehydrogenase [FAD, quinone]-like. The transcript is spliced from 4 exons. NCBI's taxonomy places the organism in Eukaryota, Metazoa, Arthropoda, Insecta, Hymenoptera, Cynipidae. The coding region runs from base 1 to 375 and encodes 124 amino acids. Gene Ontology annotation, molecular function: oxidoreductase activity; flavin adenine dinucleotide binding. The record is from RefSeq and is a predicted model, not a curated record.